Patiria miniata (bat star) is the source of this 1453-nucleotide messenger RNA. Its product is annotated as galactosylceramide sulfotransferase-like. Gene Ontology annotation, biological process: glycolipid biosynthetic process. The transcript has a single exon. Gene Ontology annotation, cellular component: membrane. The record is from RefSeq and is a predicted model, not a curated record. NCBI's taxonomy places the organism in Eukaryota, Metazoa, Echinodermata, Asteroidea, Valvatida, Asterinidae. Bases 259 to 1320 code for a protein of 353 amino acids. Gene Ontology annotation, molecular function: galactosylceramide sulfotransferase activity.
UACCACGUAAGUUGCAGUCGGAACGAAAAUCCUAUUUUAUGUGUGAUAUUCAAUUGCUGGAUACCGCUGCAAUAAAUUAAUAAUUACUCGCCGAAUCUGCUCGCGUAUCAUAGACCCCUGCUGUGCAAGGAGAUCUUCCAUAGACUUUACGUAUCCAGACGAUUUUUCUCUUAAAACUUUGUUUUUAAUGUCAGGAGGAUACACGAAUGGACCAGGCAGAAGCUGCAACAUGUUGAACCGAAGCAGGGAACGGACGUCAUGUCUGCUCCCGAUCCCUGCCAACCCAAGCACCGCUUCGUGUUCUUAAAGAUCCACAAAACCGGUAGCUCCACCAUCGCCACGAUGCUGCAGCGCUACGGCUACCGGCGCGAUCUAAACUUCGCGCUGCCCAGCGGAGCAGUCCACUAUUUCCCAAUGAGCAACCAGCGGUACCGUUUUGACACCCCGCGGUUAGUGUUCCAGUGGGACCUGACGGACAGGAGCGGCGCCCUGGUCUGGCCGGCGCUGGGCGGUUACCAAGUCUUGGUGAAUCACGCUCUGUACAACCGUACUGUGGAUGAAAUUCUUAUCCCAAACGCCGUAUAUUUCACCAUGAUUAGGGAACCCCUCGCCCGAACCGAAUCCUUCUUCAGGUACUUCCUUUUCGACCAGGCAGUACCCCACAAGGCCAACGAAGACCCUCUUGAAGUCUUCAUGAGGGACCCCCAAAGACACACCCAGAAACUGAGCAACAACAAAUGGACCAAGUAUUUCAGGAACGGCCAGUUUUUCUCUCUGGGGUUGGAGCGGGAAGAUUACAAGAAUCUCCGGGCGGUAGAGGCUGCCAUCGACUCGCUGAGUCGCGGCAUGGACCUGGUGAUGCUGAACGAGUACUUCGACGAGUCAUUGUUACUCCUGAAAAAGCUCAUGUGUUGGGAUUUCCAAGACAUCGUUUACAUCUCCAAAGCGGUUCGGAGACCCAGCGGAAACCACACAAGCAUCCCAGCGGGGCUGAGAGACCAAAUUCUCCGGUGGAACGCGGCUGACCUGAGGCUCUACCAACACUUCAACCGGACUUUCUGGACCAAAGUCCAAAAGUACGGUCCGGAAUUUGGGCACGAUUUGGACACGUUUCGGGCGAUGAAGGAAUCCGCAACGCAAGCGUGCAUGGCAACGGGGAGCCGCCAGUGGGAUUGGCACAACUCCAGCUACUGGAAAUUGCCGCCAAAUGCCAGCGAGAAAUGCCGAGAUUACACGAGAGAUGACAAAGCUUGGGUCAUGCUUAUAAGAUCGCGCAUGCGCACAAAAAGCAGCGCUUUCAUCAAAUACAGAAAUGGAUAAUAAACAGAACCUUUCCACAAUCAACUGUUAAUUUCUCUACAGCGUACUUGAUAUAGAAAAAGAACAAUUCUCAAGAAUGAAAAGAAGUGAAUGCUUCAGAUUUUAGGUAUUUACUAGUCAUUUUUCAAAGCUG